AUGAGGAGCAAACUGGACUUUCCCAUGGAGAAUUGUGCACAGCAUGUGGACUUGAGCUUGGGAGGUGGUGAUAGCAACACCCUCAUCUUGCCAGCAAAGAGAAGGAACAAAAGGAAGGGCACCAAUCAGGAUUGUGAAAAACUCAAUAAAAGAAAAGCAACAAUGAUUAGCAAAUCCCAGCAAAGGAAGCUGAAGAAGUUGGAGGAGGAGAAGGAAAAAUCGCUUUCCAUAUCCAAAAGCAUUGAGGCCUUAGAGAAAUAUAAGCUUCCAGAGGGUGCACAUUCUCUUUUGCAGUCAUCAAAGAAUAUUGGCAAGGUUGAGUCUAAAAAGGAAAAACGUAGGAAGGCUGUACUAUUCUCCAAAGCUGGCUUUGGUGUUCCCCUUACCGACCAACCAUUUAACAAGAUAGAUAGUGAAAGUGAAAGUGAACCUGAGUUAGAAAAAACUCAAUCAAGGUCGGAUCUUUGCAAGAAUGAUCAGGUACAAUCAAAGAUAGUCCCAGCAGAAAUCCAAAAGAACACAUUUAUUUCUUUGGACUCCUCUCAGGGUCUAGUCAGUGGCAGAGGACUUGGCGUGAAUGGUGGAGCUGCUGCCGACUCACCAUAUAAAAAUGCUAUUGGCAACAAACAUGACACUUCUUUGCGAGAAGACAUAAACAUUUUGCCCACUUCAAGUGUGAAUGAUGAUAGUCAAAGCAUGAAGAUGGACAAAGUAAAAGAAACACCAAAUGUAAAUUUCAGCAGGACGAGUAAAUUAUCAAAUUCUCCUACACCGAGGUCUCUAAUCGCCCCAACUAUAGUGCAUGUAUCAAGGCCUGAGGAAGUUGAAAAUGCAAGGAAGGAUCUUCCGAUAGUAAUGAUGGAGCAGGAGAUAAUGGAGGCUGUUAAUGACCAUUCCACUGUUAUUAUAUGUGGAGAGACUGGGUGUGGUAAAACCACCCAAGUUCCACAGUUUCUUUUUGAAGCCGGCUUUGGUUCAAGCUUUUCUUGUGUCCGAAGUGGUAUAAUUGGUGUUACUCAACCUCGUCGUGUUGCAGUCCUUGCGACUGCUAAGCGAGUGGCAUAUGAGCUUGGUCUACAUUUAGGUAAAGAGGUCGGGUUUCAAGUUAGGUAUGACAAAAGGAUCGGUGAAAGUUGCUCCAUCAAGUUCAUGACAGAUGGAAUCUUACUACGGGAACUUCAGAAUGACUUUUUGCUGAAGCGAUACUCUGUCAUAAUUCUUGACGAGGCUCAUGAGCGGAGCUUGAACACUGACAUUCUUAUCGGAAUGCUUUCACGUGUAAUUCGUGCUCGUGAGGAAAAAUAUGCAGAGCAGCAACGGGGGGUGCUUUCAGGAAGAACUAUAAGUACUGGGCAACAGAUUUUUCCAUUGAAGCUUGUUCUGAUGAGUGCCACCUUGCGAGUGGAAGACUUCAUGUCUGGUAGAAAGCUGUUUUGCAAUCCUCCGCCAGUAAUAGAAGUUCCCACCAGACAAUUUCCUGUAACCAUUUACUUUUCAAGCAGAACCAAGGAAGAGGAUUAUAUUGGGCAAGCAUGUAAAAAAGUCUUGGCAAUUCACAAGAGGCUGCCACGCGGGGGCAUACUUGUCUUCGUCACUGGGCAGAGGGAAGUAGAGUAUUUGUGUCGAAAGCUACGUAGAGUUUCAAAGGAACGUUUUAAAAAAACAUCUGAAGGGGAUAUUAGGAGCGAUGUCACUGAAGUUUCUGAAAGAAGUUCUACUGAGGAAAUAGACAUGAAGGAGAUCAAUGAAGCAUUUGAGGUUCAUGGAAAUUCGGCUGACCAUCAAACUGACAGAUUUAGCUAUAAUGAUGAAGAUCAGUUUGAUAUAGAUGACGAUGGGCUGGAUGAUUCAUAUGAUUCAGAAACAGAGAGUGAACUGGAAAUUAUUGGUGACUAUGGCGGCUCAUUCAUCCAAGCUAGCCCGGAAAUUGAUGGUGAUGUUGAAAAUGUUUUAGGAGAGGAAGGGGGCAUUACUCAACUGAAGGCUGCUUUUGAAGCUUUAGAUGCAAAAACUUCAUUUAACUUCAACUCUGAUGAGAAACAACCUAUUUCAGUUACUCCAAACGCUUGCCACAACCAAUCCAAUCCUAACAUGGGAAAAAAGAAUGGAUUUGAAGAGAAUACUUCUCCGGGUACAUUGCAUGUUCUCCCUCUUUAUGCCAUGCUCCAUGCGAAAGAUCAGCUUCGUGUAUUUGAAGAAGUCAGGGAAGGAGAACGGCUCGUUGUUGUGGCCACCAAUGUGGCUGAAACAUCUUUAACUAUACCUGGGAUAAAGUACGUUGUCGAUACUGGAAGAGAGAAAGUGAAGAGCUACAAUUCCUCAAAUGGCAUGGAAACAUAUGAAGUACAGUGGAUAAGUAAGGCAUCAGCUGCUCAACGUGCAGGAAGAGCUGGAAGAACGGGGCCUGGAUACUGUUACCGUCUGUAUUCUUCUGCAGCAUAUAGUAACAUAUUUCCUGACUUUUCUCCGGCUGAAAUAUCUAAAGUCCCUGUUGAUGGUGUUGUACUUUACAUGAAAUCCAUGAAUAUUGAUAAGGUAUCCAAUUUUCCAUUUCCAACUCCUCCAGAGGGUGCUGCCUUGGAUGAAGCUGAGCGUUGCUUAAAGAUCCUUCAAGCACUUGACAGCAAUGGAAGACUGACACCUUUAGGGAAGGCCAUGGCUGAUUUCCCAAUGAGUCCUCGCCAUUCUAGGAUGCUCCUUACGGUUAUUCAAGUAAUGAGUAAGGGGAAGAGUUACUCUAGGGCUAAUUUAGUGCUAGCAUACGCAGUUGCAGCAGCAGCUGCUUUGAGUUUGUCAAAUCCUUUUGUCAGGCAGUUUGAAGAUAGUCACACAAAAAGCCAAGACUUAGAUGAGGACGGAAAUUCCAGUGGCACUGUGAACAUUGAAGUCAUGGACAAGCAAGAGAAGUUGAGAAGGAAGAAACUAAAAGAAACUGUAAAAAUGUUUCGUGAAAAAUUUUCUAAUCCCAGCAGUGAUGCUCUGUCUGUAGCUUAUGCUUUGCAGUGCUAUGAACUUUCGGAGAGCCCAGUGGAAUUCUGUAAUGUCAAUGGUCUACACCCAAAAACAAUGGAGGAAAUGUCCAAGCUGAGAAAGCAACUACUCCAACUUGUCUUUAACCAAAGUGGUGUUUCUAGUGGGGAGAAGGAUUUUUCAUGGAUUUUUGGAAGUCUGAAAGAUGUAGAAAAUGUUUGGAGGGUUUCCCAUGAUAAGAACCUUCUAUUAUUGUAUGAGGAAGAGCUCCUAGGCCAAGCUAUCUGCGCUGGUUGGGCAGAUAGGGUUGCCAAACGCAUUAGAGGAAGUUCCGGGUUAUCUUUAGGAGAUAAAAAAGUUCAUGCAGUUCGGUAUCAAGCCUGCAUGGUUAAAGAGAUUGUGUUCCUCCACCGUUGGUCAUCUGUUUCUAAUUCAGCCCCUGAGUUUUUGGUAUACAGUGAGUUGAUACAGACAAGACGUCCGUACAUGCAUGGUGUUACGAGUGUGAAAUCAGAAUGGCUUGUUGAGUAUGGCUCGUCUCUAUGCACUUUCUCCGCACCCCCAACAGAUACCCAACCUUACUAUGAGCCUCUAACUGACCAAGUAUUACAUUAUGUCAUUCCAGCCUUUGGUCCUCAUUUAUGGGAGCUUCCAUCACAUAGUAUUCCAAUUAGUAAUUAUGCAUUCGAGUGGCAGUUUUUGCUUAUGCUUUGCUUGAAGGCCAGUUUUGCCAUGUUUAAGAUUUGUUCGUAA
Messenger RNA from Prunus armeniaca (apricot), 3723 nucleotides. The record is from the annotation of a GenBank genome assembly. NCBI's taxonomy places the organism in Eukaryota, Viridiplantae, Streptophyta, Magnoliopsida, Rosales, Rosaceae.